Sitophilus oryzae (rice weevil) is the source of this 4169-nucleotide messenger RNA. RefSeq names its product ankyrin repeat domain-containing protein 13C. NCBI's taxonomy places the organism in Eukaryota, Metazoa, Arthropoda, Insecta, Coleoptera, Curculionidae. Gene Ontology annotation, cellular component: cytoplasm. The record is from RefSeq and is a predicted model, not a curated record. Gene Ontology annotation, molecular function: protein binding. The transcript is spliced from 10 exons. Bases 42 to 1361 code for a protein of 439 amino acids.
UCAAGUCAAAUUGUUAUAAAAAUAAAAUAGUUAUAAAAAAUAUGUCGGAAGAAGUUGAGGAGUAUCCGUUGCAUAAAGCAGUUUUUCAAAAUGACUUGCCUAAUUUAUCGAAACUCUUACGUAAACAUAAUAUUGCAUCGAAAGACAAACAUGGUAACACUGCCCUUCAUUUAGCUGUUAUGCUUGGUAGAAAAGAAUGUGUACAACUCCUUUUAAAAUAUGAUGCCCCUGUAAAAGUAAAGAAUGGUUUAGGCUGGACAGUAUUAGCUGAAGCAGUUAGUUAUGGAAAUCGACCUACAAUAUAUUCUUUAGUCAGAAAAUUCAGACAGCAGUCUAGAGAACAAAUGGAACAAAGACGACCUAACUUAGUUGAAGCUUUAAAUAAAAUAAAUGAUUUUUAUAUGGAGUUGAAAUGGGAUUUUCAAAGUUGGGUUCCUUUAGUCUCAAGAAUACUGCCAUCCGAUGUAUGUAAGAUAUAUAAAUCUGGAGCUAGUAUUCGAUUAGAUACCACACUUGUUGAUUUUUCUGACAUGAGAUGGGAAAGAGGUGAUAUUUCUUUUAUCUUUAAUGGAGAUGCUAAACCAAAUGAAAGUCUAACAGUCCUGGACAACAACAGUAAAGUUUAUCAGCAAGUCAGAUAUGAAGAAUCUGAAAUGGAAAUUGAGGAUGAAGUAGAUCUUUUAAUGUCUACAGAUAUUUUAGCUGCACAAAUUUCAACUAAAAGGAUUUCAUUUGCUCGUGCUCAAAGUGGAUGGAUCUUUAGGGAGGACAAAAAAGAAUUAGUUGCAGGACAAUAUGAUGCAGAACUUUAUUCUGUUCAUGGCUUAUCACUUGAAAGUAGAAAACGAAGAGAACAUUUAUCCUCAGAUGAUUUACAGAAAAAUAAGGCUAUUUUGGAAAGUUUUACAAAGGGAGGAAAUUUACAAAAUUUAGAUCAGAAUGGAGCACCAGUCAGAAGAACAAGCCUAAUUCCCCCUCCCGAAAAAAAUGUUACAUGGGAUGAUUACAUUAAUGCAGAAAUUAAUAAUUAUCCAAGAUUGGGUCGAGAUUUAGUCUAUAAAGAAUCGUCUAAAUCUUUUAAAGCUACUAUUGCGAUGAGCUCAGAUUUCCCGCUAUCAGUAGAAAUGCUUUUAAAUGUUCUCGAAGUAAUAGCACCUUUUAAGCAUUUUUCAAAACUCAGAGACUUUAUUACAUUUAAAUUGCCUAAUGGGUUUCCGGUUAAAGUAGAGUUGCCUAUUUUACCCACUGUUACAGCAAAAAUUACAUUCCAAGAGUUUGAAUUUAGAAAUGAUAUUUCAAACACAUUAUUUAGUGUUCCUGAUGACUAUAUAGAAGAUCCUACUAGGUUUCCUGAUUUAUGACGCCCUGAACUGACCAGUUGCUUCAAGCUCCAUUUCGAGCCUAAACCACAAUUUCUAGCACUGAACGAGCGGCGAAGAAUAUAUAAGAAAAGCUCAAAAGGUCGUUUUAGGAUUAAAGCUCCCUCUUCGAAGAACGAAGACGGACUAAACCCCAGGAAUCCGGUGUUGUUGUUGGAAGUUCCGAUGCUUUUUACUUUGGGUAGUGUUUAUGGAGCAAGCUGUCUGGUCUACGUUGAGUAAUAUUUUUGUGUGGUCAGUUAUGGCGCCAUAAAACCUAAUUUAUUUUUGCUUGGUCGUUUACGAAUAGCAAAUAAUAAUAACGGCUGGUUUAUACUUCCGAUCUUAAUCCUAAUACUAUUCUUGAUAUAAAGAAUAUGGAUCCAAAUAAUUGCAUGAGAGCAUCAAUGGUUCCUAAACAUUAGCCCUAGUCCUAAAAGGUCCUAAGAAAUAUGGUAUAUUUUGUAUACUCAGGACUAACGCUAAUUCUAAAUUAAUUUGCGCACAGACAGAUUCUGCACAAUUUGACAGAUUCAUGUUGACGGUUGGUAAAUGGUUUAGACUCCGUUCACACUGAGCGACUUUCAGUUGACCAGCCAGCCAACGGUACUUUAACUUCCUGAGUCUUGAAUACGAGAUCGAGACUUUGUGGCAUUUUUCAAUAGUCAGAUGAUAUAAACUACCACUGAAAACACACCCAAGCGCCAAAUAUUGCGCCUCAAUCACGCCCCAGCCCUACGAUCGAGAAUUCGUACCCCGUCGUCGGCCGUCUCGUCAUCGGCGUCACAUGAUCUUAAAUCAAAUCGUCGCUGCAUCUUAAAUAGGUAGGCAAUUCGAACUUUCCAAGCUAGAAUUGUUUCGCCUCUGUGUGCCUCUGGUGAGCGAAAACUUUUUCCAGAAUGUGUGAAUUGUAACAAGUUAUACUGGGAUUAAAUAAAAAAACUAGAUAUAAAAAAUAAAUCGUUUAUUUUAAAUAUAACCGAAGCGCGGCCUCAGAGGCCUACCCUGACGAGCCGCUACUGACUUAUAGUAUCUAUUCAUUGAUCUGGUAAUGAUUAGGUUUUAUUUUCAAAUAAGUGAAUUUGUAGUCACUUUGUUAUAAACUUUAAUUUUUCUGUAAUAAAGGUAUUUAAAAAAUAUGCCAUCGCUCGUAGGGAUAUUUUUUUUAUAUCAACAUAGGUCCGAUUCUGCUUUGUUUUGUAGCUACAGGGAGCUAGAGUCUUAUUUUUUUUUUCGAUUUGUUAUAAUUUUCUUUAAAAUGCUUUUACCGAUUCGAAUGGCAUUUUGAGGGUAAAAGUUAUUAUAUUAUACAAGUUACGCUACAUAUUUUAGUGCUAAAAGAUUGGAUUUGUCUCAUCCAGGAGACCGAAAUCAACAAAAUAUCAAGUUACAACUUUUAACCUGCGUUAAACGGCCUACAAAACUGUGGUCAUAAGAGAAAAAAGUCAGUGGCGCACAGUUUUUUUAGAAGAAUAUUUAACUGCAGAGCUACGACCUGAAUCCCCAGCGGGAAAUUUAAAUUCCUGUUAGUCAGCCCGGCGCCGAAUAUGUCGAUGGUUGGCAACAAUGAAUUUGUUGAAAAGUUUAAUUGGUAUCAAAUAUAAUGUUUCAUCUACGAGCUAAGUAUACACUAAGAUAUUUUUACGGUAAGAGUACAAACGAGAGUUCUUUAAAUUAAUAAGAUUAGGACUAAUAUCUGAAGUACGAACCAACCGUAAAAGAGUAUUUUAAUUGGUGUUAAAACUCAUCAUUUAAAGUUGACUACUUGUUAGUUUUUGAUAUAUUGUAAAGUGCGUACAGAUAUAGCAAACGAAGGCGAACAAAUUCAGCCAAAGGGAUUAGCUCCCCAUGCACGGAAAGGCCCGGCCUGCGGAUCCGGCCUUCAGAUACUAGAUAAAAUAAAUACAUAAUAGGAGGAAAAAGACUAAUGGCGCCGGCCUAAGUGAAAACUAAAAGUGCGUAUUGCCACGUAUUCGAUGGUAUUUCCGUAUAUUUUAAGAACAGAAUUCAAUUGAUAACCCAUCUCGACAACAUUAGACCAAAGGGAAAAUAGCAUGUAUGCGCAAGUGUACUAUUUCCAUCCCAUAAACAAGAAUGAACUUAUGUCGUCAAACCAUAUAAACUUGCUUUUCUGUCCUUCGGUACUCUCAUUGCUUAUAUAGGACAGCCGCAGUAUAGUCUUAAACGUAUUUGACAACCGUUCAUUCGCCUUCUUUGCUGUAUCUGUACGCACCUGUAUUGAUUGAUUUGAAAAAGCUUAAUAUUCUAAGUUUAGACUGUACUUAUAGAAUUUUUAUGAAUGUUGUACGGUGUUUGAAUGGUUAACGCUUUUUUCACAUUUGGUGAAGAAAUCGGACUCUAUUAAAAUUGACACAGUUUAGACCACAGAUAAUAAUAAAUUAGCAAAGCAAUAAUUAUUUUUUCUAGUCUAUUUUAUUGAAAAAUAUAAGACAUUCACCGAUUUCUUCAUUAAUAAAACACCUAGUAUACUCUUUAUUCUAUUAUUAAAAUACCAAGAAAUCCAUUCUUGCUAUCUGUGUGUACGUAUACGUUUUAGUAAAUCUACAUUAUUUUUUCUCCAGAUAUAAUCCAUAAAAGAUACAGGGUUUAAAGUUUUUUAGGUCUAUCUAAAUAUUCAUUAUCUGUUUUUUUAUUUAUUCCAUUUUAAUGUGAUUGACCAAAUAAAAUAUGAUCUAUACUUUUUCCAGAGUGGAAAAGUUAGUAUUAAUACUGCUUAUAAGUUCAUUAUUACUUUUGAGAAUUCGUAAGUUUUAACUAUCAUUGUUUUUAAUAAAAAGAAUUAAACAGAAC